AUGGACAGAAUGAAUUUUCUCUCCUUCCUCCUCCUUUGCUUGACUUCAAUUGCUAAUGGCAACAAAGCCAAUAAGCACAAGCCAUGGAUCGAGACGGAGUACCAGGGGAUCGUCAUGGAGAACGACAACACCGUGCUGCUCAACCCCCCGCUCUUCGCUCUGGACAAAGACGCUCCGCUGCACUACGCCGGUGAGAUCUGUGGCUUCCGGGUGCACAACGGGCCCUCUGGUUCCGGGUCCGUUCAGUUCGAGGCGGUGGUUCUGGACCGUUCCACCGGCGAGGGCCUGGUGCGGUCCAAAGAGCCCCUGGACUGCGAGAGCCAGCGGGAGCACAGCUUCACCAUCCAGGCCUACGACUGUGGAGAGGGACCCGACGGAGUCAACAGCAAGAAAUCCCACAAGGCCACCGUGCACGUCCGUGUGAAUGACGUCAACGAGUUCUCCCCGGUGUUUGUGGAGCGCCGCUACGAGGCGUCCGUCCCGGAAGGCCGCCUGUUUGACCGCAUCGUGCGUGUCGAGGCCCUGGAUGCGGACUGCUCCCCGCAGUACAGCCAGAUCUGCUUCUAUGACAUCAUUACUCCCAACGUGCCCUUCGCCAUUGACAACGACGGUAACAUUAAGAACACAGAACCACUGGACUCCAAGCGCCAGCGCGUUCACACCUUCUGGGUCACCGCGUUCGACUGUGGAAAGAACCGGGCCCAGGCUGACGCCCAGGUCGUUGUCACGGUCAAGCCAUCCUGCAAACCCGGCUGGAUCGGAUGGACCAAGCGUGUGGAGUACACUCCCGGAUCAGGGAGCAUCCCUCUGUUUCCUAAUCUACGUCUGGAGACCUGUGAAGAGACCGUAUGGAACAUCCAGGCCACCGUAGAGCUCCAGACUGGCCAUAUUGGAAAGGGCUGUGACAGAGACAGCUACUCAGACAGAUCUGUUCGGCGCCUGUGCGGUGCUGUUAGAGGAGAAGUAGACCUGCUCCCACCCCCCUCCCCAGCAGCCAACUGGACAUCGGCUCUGCCCACUCUCCCCUCCUCCGACUCCUCCCUGGUGUUCUCUUUUAACGGAUCCACCCAUGUCGCCGUGGUGCCUGACUCCAUCGUCGCGGCAGUGUCAGGAGACCACUUCACGCUGCAGCUGUGGAUGCGAAGGGGCGGAGCCAACAUCCAGCCGUCAACCAGCCAGACCAGAGCGAGCCGCAAGGAGGAGGAGACUAUCAUCUGCAGCACUGUAAAGAAUGAUGAUUCAUUCUCUCACUACUCCCUCUCCGUCCACGGCUGUCGCCUCUCGCUCUUCUACUGGCCCGACAUCUCAGCCGCACGGCCCGUCAAGUUCCUCUGGAAACUGGAGCAGGUGUGUGACAGUGAGUGGCAUCACCUGUCUCUCAGCGUCCAGUUCCCCUCUGUGACCCUGUACGUAGACGGUGUGACCUUUGACCCCGCCCUGAUUCACGACAACGGGGCCAUCCCCAACCCAGCGCCCCGCCAGAGAAUGGUCAUCGGUGCUUGCUGGGAGCUCGAGGAGAAGCAGAGGGAGAUCCUCAACAACACCAUCCCAGAGGCUAAAGACUCAGGGAGGUAUGUGGGCGGUUACCGUGGCCUGUUGUCGGGGGUGACGGUGCGUCCGGGCAGCGUGGAGCCGCACAGCGUGGUGGAGUGUCUGUACGCCUGCAGGGAGGGCCUGGACUUUGGAGACUUGGAGACUUUGGGCUCAGGAAUGAAGGUGCACGUGAACCCCAGCCAGUCGGUGCUGGUGCUGGAGGGAGACGACAUCGAGAGCUUUAACCGCGCCGUGCAGCAGGUGACCUACAGGAACUCCCUGCGUUUUGCUACCCCUGGGGUCAGGCCCCUCAAAUUUACCACCUCCCUCAGGUGCUUCAACGAGGAGAGCUGUUUGUCCCUCAAGCAGUUAGAGGGUUACCUGGUGGUCCUCCAACCCGACGCCCCCCAGAUCUCUCUGUCCGGGGUCGGCCCCCACCUGGCCCGUCCUGCCCCAGAGUUCGAGGGUCCUCGCGGGGUCCCCCUCUUCCCCGAGCUCAGGAUCGUCUGUUCCCUGUCGCAUGCCGUCAACACCGCGGCACAGGGGAUGGAAGGUGGAGCGCUAAUGUCUGAUGCUGUGGCUCACACUCUGGACGGCUGCGAGGUGCAGCCCCUGGGGGAGGAGCUUAACCCGGAUAGGGAGGAGCUUCUGGUGGACACGGACGUUCUGCGUGAGAGGGGGCUGGAGAUCAUCAAUACCACUGCCUACAUUGCUAUUACAGGAGCUGAAUCCAUCUCUGUUUAUGAGGAUGUCCUCCGCUCCGUCCGCUACCGCUUGGCCAAAGGCUCGGCCCGCUUCGAGAGGCGGUUCCGUCUGUCCUGCUCUGAGAUGAACGGCAGGUACACCAGCAACGAGCUGACGCUGGAGGUGAACUUCCUGCACUCUCUGGACAGUCUGUACCACCCGUCCCACUUGCUGGCCUCCCAGCAGCAGUUCCUCCAUCCAUCCCACCAUUCCGGAGAGCUGAGCGGACACACCCUACCCAACCCGCAUCGAAACUCGGUUGUGCCAGGGGCGGCCACCGUCAUCAUCAUGGUGUGCGUGGGUUUCCUCGUCGUCAUGGUGAUCCUUGGCGUUUUCCGGAUCCGUUCCAUACAUCACCGCGGUGAAGGUGCCAGGGGUGGGGCUAAGGAAGGCAGCAGCCAGUGGGACGACUCUGCGCUGACCAUCAUCGUUAACCCCAUGGAGUCCUACGAGUCCCGUAUGGGCAUCUCCGCGGACACAGAAGGGGAGGCCGAGGAGGAAGAGGUUGUGGAAUCGCCCGAUGACGCUAGCGAUGACCAGCGAAUCAUCAUCAAGAAGGAGGGGAGGGACGGCAACCCUCGCCGUUACUGA
Messenger RNA from Lampris incognitus (smalleye Pacific opah), 2868 nucleotides. It is a transcript of the gene clstn3, whose product is annotated as calsyntenin 3. The record is from RefSeq and is a predicted model, not a curated record. Gene Ontology annotation, cellular component: cell surface; postsynaptic membrane. The transcript is spliced from 18 exons. Lineage: Eukaryota; Metazoa; Chordata; Actinopteri; Lampriformes; Lampridae. Gene Ontology annotation, molecular function: kinesin binding; amyloid-beta binding; X11-like protein binding. Gene Ontology annotation, biological process: homophilic cell-cell adhesion; positive regulation of synapse assembly; positive regulation of synaptic transmission. Bases 1 to 2868 code for a protein of 955 amino acids.